CGGGAAACAGUGGCACUCAAUCCUUCUCUCGACCAUGUCUGCUUUCCUCGCGCAGCUGGGUGUGCGGUGCCACCCCUCGGAAGGCUUUCUAUCUCGUAGGACAUGGCAGAGCUGCCGCCAGUUCCACGGCAGUCAGGUCGUGCUCGCGCGGCGAGACAAGAAGAAAGUCGUUGCUCCGACCAAGGCGCAGCUGGCCGCAAAGGCGCGGAAAAAGGCUCUGAAAGCCAAGAAGAGCAUCUAUGCCUCGGAGAAGAUGACGCUGGAAGAUGCCGUCAACGUGCUACGGGCUGUUGAGGUCGCCGCGCCGAACUCCACGUAUGAACUUGUGGUAAAGACCCUCCUGGUAAAGGGUACGACUAUUCCCAAGGGCCGUUACAGCCUUCCGAGAGAGACGAAGAACUCCACUCAGGAUCGCAUCCUGGUGUUCGCGGAAGGCAAGGCGGCAGAUGAGGCGAGGAGGGCGGGUGUAGACAUUGUCGGUGGCCCGGAGCUCGUUGACGGUGUCAUCAGCGGUCGGCAUCAAGCUACGAUGUUCCUGUGUACUCCGGACCUCAUUCGUGCAAUAACGCCGAAGCUUGGGCGUAUACUUGGUCCUCGAGGUCUUAUGCCCUCGGAACGUAGGGGAACCGUCACCGCCAACAUUUCUGGAUUCAUCCGCAAACUGAAGGGUACCAGUGAGUGGAAAGGCGACAAGGCCGGGACAAUCAGGGCACCCAUUGCGAAGAUGCACUUCCCUAUUCCUGACGUCGUCAAAAAUAUUCGUUACUUCUUGGGCGUGGUCAAGGAGGCGACGGGCAACCUGGUAGACUCUGAAGCUUCUUCGAAGAAGGAUGCGAACAAGAAGCCUGCGACCGCUAUCACACGAGUCGUUCUAAGCUCCCGACAGGGUCCUGGUAUAGAAAUCUCUGAUGCAUAGAUUACUACUACAUAAUCGGUAUCCGGUGAAUUCGUUUGUACCUCUUUGGUCGCCUUAACACUUGCUCCUGAAGCCUGCCAAUCGUCUUGUGACAUCUGCAACAUCUGCAUUCUCUGCAUCGCCCAGGUAUACCGUAUGUCAGGACGCGCUCGAUGCGGCGAUGCUCUCCUAAAUGCCAUCUUCGCCGAGACUGAAUUUGAUAGGAACAUAUCCUCCGCUGCUAUGCGUAAUUUUUCCUGCGU
Fomitopsis serialis is the source of this 1158-nucleotide messenger RNA. RefSeq names its product ribosomal protein L1. The coding region runs from base 35 to 916 and encodes 293 amino acids. NCBI's taxonomy places the organism in Eukaryota, Fungi, Basidiomycota, Agaricomycetes, Polyporales, Fomitopsidaceae. The transcript has 6 exons. The record is from RefSeq and is a predicted model, not a curated record.